AUGUCGUCUUCUACUAUGAGAGGUGUGAAGGCUUUGCAAGAAGCCAAAGCAACCAUGGUUGUGGCUGCGGCUACAAUCAAUCACGAAUAUUCCAGUUCUGUGUCCAUGGUUGCCUCGAUGCUGUGGGCUGCAUCUGUUGUGGACAUAGAUCAAUCUCUCGACACACCUAUGGAGGAUUCCAAGGAAUCUCCCCAACUUGCUCUUCUGGAGUCAGAGGACCCUACUGGCAUUAUUACCAAGGGUGCAAACAACAAUUUUAUAACCCUUAUCCCUAAAGUUGAUGGUGCUAUGACUCUUGACAAGUUUCACCCAAUCUACUUGGGAAAUUUCCUCUACAAGCUUAUUUCGAAGAUCCUGGCCUCCCGUUUAUCAUCUUUUCUGCCCAUGAUUGUAUUUGAGGAACAAGGUGAUUUUCAGAAAGGUAAAGUUAUUUUUUCAAAUAUCUACAUUGUCUUUGAUUUGACAAAUUCUCUUCAUAAGAAAAUCUGUGGCGGUGGAAUUGGUCUUAAGCUUGAUAUUCAUAAAGCUUAUGACACGAUGAAAGGGCCGGUGGGUCCCUUUGGUGUUGAGAGGGGGCUUCGGCAAGGGGAUCCUGUUGCUCCUCUUCUAUUUAUUAUUGUGGAAGAAGUUCUAUGCCGAGGUUUCUCUGAUCUCAAGAACAAAGGGAUAAUCAAACCUUUGCAUGGUCCAAGAAGUGUUUCAAUGCCAUCCCACCUGUUAUUUGUUGAUGAUGUUUUCUUGUUUAUGAAUGCUGGAGUCAAAUAUGUGCAAAAUCUAAAGUCAUUCCUUGAUCAAUAUAAAAGCUAUUUAGGGCAGAAAUUAAACUCGAGGAAGAGUAAAAUGUUUUUGUGUAAUCUAUCUUCAACAAGGAAAUCAAGGAUUCAGGAUGUUAGCUGUUUCUCAAAUAGUUCUUUUCCAAUUAGAUACCUGGCGGUUGACAUUGUUAAAGGCAAAGUGAAGAAAGAUCAUAGCUUAUCCCUGGUUGACAAAAUUAAAUCAAGGUUUUCAGGGUGGAAAGACAAGCCCAUUUCCAUGGCAGUCAUUUCCAAUAUUUCAAUUGACAGCUUCUCAAUUUAUUGGUGGCCUACCUCCUUGAUCUCUUUGAUGGAGAGGUGGGCAAGGAAUUUUAUUUGGAGCAGGGAUCUAAAUCAGCCUAAAAGAGUUAUAGUGAAGUGGGAUAUUAUAUGCAAGCCAAGAGAGAAACAAGGCCCUUCUAUGCAAGCUCUGGUGGUCUAUCAAGACUUAUAA
Telopea speciosissima is the source of this 1248-nucleotide messenger RNA. RefSeq lists its product as uncharacterized. The transcript is spliced from 4 exons. NCBI's taxonomy places the organism in Eukaryota, Viridiplantae, Streptophyta, Magnoliopsida, Proteales, Proteaceae. The coding region runs from base 1 to 1248 and encodes 415 amino acids. The record is from RefSeq and is a predicted model, not a curated record.